This is a messenger RNA of Zingiber officinale, 1866 nucleotides long. RefSeq names its product nuclear pore complex protein NUP1-like. The coding region runs from base 1 to 1866 and encodes 621 amino acids. The transcript has a single exon. The record is from RefSeq and is a predicted model, not a curated record. NCBI's taxonomy places the organism in Eukaryota, Viridiplantae, Streptophyta, Magnoliopsida, Zingiberales, Zingiberaceae.
AUGAUUUCUUCUACUUUGGCAUCUCAACCACCGGAUGAAAUUAUUAGUACAAAUUUGGAAGCCAAGCCUAGCAAUGAAUCACCGUUGGGAUCUAAUAGUUCCAAUCAUGAUAACACUGCAAUUUUCAAAUUUGGAAAUAAUUCUUCUGUACUAGCUGCAGUGGCUCAGUUUCCAAGUGCUGACUGUGUUGUGGCAUCAACUAGUCUUUCAAAUUCUGCAGUUGGUUCUACUGCUGCAUCAAGUUUGCCUCCAGAUAGCAGCAGAAACCAAUCUUCUUUUGCUGCAAAAACAUUAUCAGAUGCAAGCAACAAUCUUAAGUUUAUUUCAUCGAAGUCAAAUAAGUUAGACUUAUUGUAUCCAGACAACAGUGUCAACAGCUUGCCUAGUGUUACUGGAUUUGGUGGAAUUCGUGCAACUCAAACUGAAAGUCCAACCUCAAAAAAUUCUGCUUCAGUGAAUCUGUUCAAAUCAACUUCUGGAAACGGAGCUAACAGUAGCUUUGAUACGGCAACACCCAGAGUCCCAAGCUUUGGAAACAGUUCUGCUACUGCAUCAAAUCCGUUCCCAAGUGCCAGCGGGAGCCACUCUACUUUUUCGCCAACUUUCUUAGGUGCAAGCAACAAUAAGUUUAGUUUCAGUUCAACAAAAGUUGAUAAUAUAGCCUCAUCAGAUCUAUACAAUGGUUGCAAAAUCUCUUCUAGUGCCAUUGCCCCUGGGUUUGCUGAAACUCUCCCAACUCAAGCUCAAAAUGGAAGCUCUGAUGUUUUAGCAAGUCAGGUCCAGUUAACUUCUGGCCAAAGAGCUAGCGGUUGCUCUGUUUCUGCUGCACCCUGUAUCUCAAGCUUUGCAAUAACUUCUGCUUCUCCUGCAUCUAGUCUGUUUCUGCAUGCUGGUGGAAGCCAACCUGCUGUUGCACCGACAACAUUAUCAGGUGCAAGCAACAACCUUUUCAGUUUUAGCUCCAAACCCAAAGACACUGGCUUAUCAGUACUCGACAAGAGUGCAAAGACCUUUCCUGGUGUUUCUGAUACAGAAUUUGGUGGAAUUCCUCGAACUCAAGUUCUAAGUGGAACCUCACUUAUUUCUAGCAGUUGGCCAAAUCAGUCCCAGUCGUCCUGCUCUUCAACUAUCGGAAUGAACAUUUCUUCCUCAUCAGGUUUAGGCAGCUCACCUUUUGUAACAACACAUACAAAUUCCAAACUGUUAAACCCGACUUCAUCUUUCCCCAUGGGUUCUGGUUUGUCCAGUCCCAGUACUGAUGCUGCUGCUACUGCUACUGCUACUGCUACUACUACCUCUCCAUUGGCAACGAGCUCUAAUGUCUUCGGUUUGAAUUCUCAACCACCAACAUUGCCCGCUUCUAGUCUUUUUGCUGCAAGCGCAUCUUCUGAAAGUUCUGGAUUUGCAUUUGCCACACCAUUUAUAUUUAAUUCAACAUCGAAUCUGGCAUCUUCUUUUAGUCCUGCUGCUAGUACAUCAGUUUCUUCCAGACAUCCCACAUUUGGCUUGCAGAAUUCAGCAGUUGGUGUUAGUACAUCUGGAGACAAUGAGAUGAGUAUUGAGGAAAGCAUGAAUGGGGACAAUAACCAGUCAGCGGGUAAUAUGUUUCAACAGUUUGGCCAACCAGGAUCAGCAGCUGCACCAGCAUUCAGCGCUCCGGCAGCUCAAUCUGCUUCACCCUUCUUUCAGUUUGCUAGUAAGCAGAAUCCCACACUUCCGUCGUCGGCUCCACCACAAUUUCAACCAUCUGGCAGUAUGGAGCUCCCUCAAGGAGGAAGUUUUGCCAUGGGGAGUGGUGGUGGGGGUGGCGACAAGUCCAGCCGCAGAAUAAUAAAGGUUCGAAAAGACAAGAUGCGGAAAAGGUAG